AUGGCAUCAACCAUGCCGUUCUCCGCUGGCCUCGUUUCUCUUGGGUCUCCGCCGCCGCAGCGCCACAGCUGCAGGUUCCAGCGAUAUCAUCGACCGGGCACUCUCAUUUCAUCAGCUAUAAGGCAUGGUCAGGUUAAAGCUAUGGCUGGAGUGAGCAUGGAUGGCUUGGCACAGCCUCAAGCCCCAGUUGCAGUGGUUACCGGAGCAUCGAGGGGGAUUGGGCGAGCGAUAGCUGUGGCUCUUGGCAAAGCAGGGUGCAAGGUAGUUGUGAACUAUGCCAAGUCAGGCAUGGAAGCUGAAGAAGUGUGCAGAGAGAUCAUGGAGUCCGGUGGCACUGCCAUCUCCUUUUCAGCCGAUGUCUCCAUUGAAGCCGAGGUUGAAACCAUGAUGAGAGCGGUAAUUGAUACUUGGGGAACGCUGGACGUGAUGGUGAACAAUGCAGGGAUCACGCGAGAUGCUCUGCUAAUGCGGAUGAAGAAGGCGCAGUGGCAGGAAGUAGUGGACGUAAACCUUACCGGUGUUUACCUCUGCGCCCAGGUGAGAUGUGCUGUUCACUUGGCCUCCGUAAUGGGCAUCAAAUAUGCUUUAAAAAUCUUGUUUCAGGCUGCGGCGGCAGUGAUGAUGAAGAGGAAGAAGGGAAGAAUCAUCAACAUCGCCUCAGUUGCCGGGAUGAUCGGCAACAUUGGCCAGGCCAACUACUGCGCCGCCAAGGCCGGGGUGAUUGGAUUGACCAAGGCCAUGGCCCGGGAAUACGGUGGCAGAAACAUAAAUGUGAAUGCAGUUUCCCCGGGCUGGGUCGCGUCUGACAUGACCGCAAAACUAGGCGACGACAUCGAACGAAAGGCGCUCGAGACAAUACCACUAGAGGAGAUUGCUGGACUGGUGGAGUUCUUGGCUGUUCAUCCGGCUGCAAGCUACAUGACCGGGCAGGUGCUCCCAGUUGAUGGUGGCCUGUCCAUUUGA
Triticum turgidum subsp. durum (durum wheat) is the source of this 963-nucleotide messenger RNA. Lineage: Eukaryota; Viridiplantae; Streptophyta; Magnoliopsida; Poales; Poaceae. The record is from the annotation of a GenBank genome assembly.